UCUGCGAGCGGAGUGGAGUCUCCGGAAGUGGCCGUUGUAAACACCGUCUCCAGGGGGUUUGUCCCCUCGCAGCCCACCUUUGCUAUUGGUUCACCACCCCCGGGUCCUAGGCUCAGUCCGGUCCAAACAGUGUUUGCUUUGAUUUGACCCCCGCGACCAGCCUGGGCCUGAGAUUUGAAGCUGCCCCUGGGGUCCCUCCCGGGUGUGCGGUCUGGACCACGGGAGCCCCCGGAGACUUUAGUCCAUCUAACCUGUAAGUCACAGACAUCUUGGACAAUUUUAAUCAUCAAUAACAGUGGGGUAUUUCGCAAAAGAGUUGGAAGACUUCACCAUGAGUUUAAACACUUCAAGUAAUGUUACUGUUGAUAUCCAAAGGUUGAAGACUGUCUCACCUGAUGUAAAACAAAUGCCUAAAAGUGAAGCAGAAUUGGAUAUUACUACUGAUUUCAGAAAGAAACUCCAUCGGGCUAAGAGAGAAAAAUUAGAAAUAACAACUAAGCACAAUGCAGAGCUGGCAAGCUAUGAGGGCCAGAUUGCCAGGCUACGCUCUGAGGUUGAAAAAGGAGAAGCAUUGCGACAAAGUUUGGAAUAUGACUUGGCUGUUGCUAGAAAGGAAGCUGGUCUUGGAAGACGGGCUGCUGAAGAAAGGUUAGCUGAGGCACAUAAGAUCCAAGAAAAACUCUGUGCUCAGAAUACAGAACUUCAAGAAAGGGCAAAUGAGAUUGAGAAUGCAUUUCAGAUUUCCCAGCAGAAAUGGAAAGAAGAAUGCAGAAGAUUUGAAUGUGAUUUGGAAGAAAGAGACAAUAUAAUUCAAAAUUGCAAUCAAGAAUAUGAUUUACUUUUCAAAGAAAAAAGCAAACUAGAGAAAAUUCUGCAGGAGCAAGAUAGUGCUGUACAAAGUAUGCACAAGAAAGUAGAAAAAUUAGAAGCCGAACACAUGGAUUGCUCUGACCUUUUACGGCAACAAACAAGUGAACUUGAACUUAGCACUCAACGAGAGGAACGUCUUCGAAAAGAAUUUGAGGUGACUACACUACGAGUGAGGAAAUUAGAAGAAAAUAUUGAAGCAGAAAGAGCAGCACAUUUGGAAUCAAAAUUUAACUCUGAAAUUAUUCAGUUGCGGAUUCGAGACCUUGAAGGAGCUUUGCAGGUAGAAAAGGCCAGCCAAGCAGAAGCUGUUGCUGAUUUGGAAAUGAUCAAGAAUGAGUUCAGAGAAGUUGAAAGUGCAUAUGAGCGAGAAAAGCAUAAUGCACAAGAGAGCUUUGCAAAACUAAGUUUAUUAGAAAGAGAGUAUUCUUCCAAAAACAAGAAACUAAAUGAAGAGAUUGAGGAGCAGAAGAAAGUAAUUACAGACCUUUCAAAGAGACUUCAGUAUAAUGAAAAAAGUUGCAGUGAAUUACAGGAAGAACUUGUAAUGGCUAAGAAGCACCAGGCCUUCCUAGUAGAGACAUGUGAAAAUAACGUGAAAGAAUUGGAAUCGAUUGUGGACAGCUUUACUGUGUCGGGCCAGUGUACAUCAGGCAUCCACAAAGACAAAGCUAAACCUCCCAGCUUCUCUGUUGUCCUUGAGACUCUGAGGCGUACCUUGACAGAUUACCAGAACAAGCUGGAAGAUACAUCUAAUGAGCUAAACAGUGUGAAUGAUGCCAAGGAAAAGACAUCUACUGAACUUGAUUCUACCAAACAGAAGAUAGAAUCUCACACUAAAAAUAUAAAGGACCUUCAGGAUAAGCUGGCUGAUGCCAAUAAGGAGUUGAGUCAUUUGCGCAGUAAGUGUGCAGAUAGAGAGGCGCUGGUCGGCACUUUAAAAGUGGAGCUACAGAACGUGCUUCACUGCUGGGAGAAAGAGAAGGCACAAGCGGCCCAGUCCCAGUGUGAACUGCAGAAGCUUUCCCAGGCUUUCCACAAGGACUCCGAGGAGAAGCUAACCUUCCUUCAUACCUUGUACCAGCAUUUGAUAGCAGGCUGUGCGCUCAUAAAACAACCAGAAGGCAUGCUGGAUAAAUUCUCUUGGUCUGAGCUUUGUGCAGUCUUGCAGGAAAAUGUUGAUGCCCUGAUCGCAGACCUCAACAGGGCUAAUGAGAAGAUAAGUCAUCUGGAGUAUAUCUGUAAAAACAAGUCUGAUACGAUGAGAGAGCUUCAGCAGACCCAAGAAGACACCUUCAACAAAGUGGCCGAGCAGAUCAAAGCCCAGGAGGGCUGCUGGCAGAAGCAGAAGAAGGAGCUGGAGCUGCAGUACUCGGAGCUCCUCCUGGAGGUGCAGAAGAGGGCACAGAAAUUUCAAGAAAUUGCUGAAAAAAAUACGGACAAAUUGAGCCGUAUUGAGAAGUCACACGAACAGUUGGUUCUUGAGAAUUCACGCAUCAAAAAUGUGUUAUCACAGACUCAAAAGGAACAAACAUCCUUGCUGGCAGCCUGCGCCCUGAUGGCUGGUGCCUUAUACCCUCUCUACAGCCGGUCCUGUGCCUUGUCUACACAGAGAGAUUUUCUCCAGGAUCAGGUCAACACCUUUGAGUUGUUCAAAUUGGAAAUUAGAACUCUAGCCCAGGCUUUGUCGACUGUAGACGAAAAGAAGCAAGAGGAAGCCAAGAUGAAGAAAAAACCAUUCAAAGGAUUGAUACGUGUAUUCCGGAAAGGUGUUAUUGCAAUUUUGGCAGCAAACAGACUCAAGGUUUUGGGCCAGUCAUGUGCCUCUCUUUUUACCUGGAUGGAGAGUUUUAAAGACGGCAUAGGCAUGUUGGUGUGUACAGGAGAGCCCAAAGACAAGCAUAAAUUUCCAAAACAUCAAAAGGAGCAGUUACGUUGUUUGCAAGCACUUAGCUGGCUCACCAGUUCUGACCUUCUUGCUGCAAUAAUCGCUUCCAUGGCUGAGUUACAGGAAGUCAUUAGUAAAACAGAUCCAAAUUCUAGAAUUUGUGGACAUUUACUUAUAGGUGCAGCCAAGAAUUCUUUUGCAAAACUCAUGGAUAAAAUUAGUUUGAAAAGCACAGCAUCAUUACAGAAGCAAAUCUUUGGAUUUACACAAAGGCUGCACACAGCAGAAGUGGAGCGCCGCUCACUGCGCUUAGAGGUCACAGAAUUCAAACGAAAUGUGAAUGAGAUGAAAAAGGAGCUUGACAAAGCCCAGGGUCUCCAAAUGCAAUUAAAUGAAUUUAAGCACUCUAAAUUGAUCACCCAUGAGAAGUUUGAAAGUGCAUGUGAAGAACUGAAUAAUGCAUUAUUUCGGGAACAGCAGGCACAAAUGCUAUUGAAUGAACAGGCACAGCAACUACAGGAGUUGAAUUAUAGACUCGAAUUGCAUUCCAGUGAGGAAGCUGACAAAAACCAAACUCUGGGAGAAGCGGUUAAGAGUCUCUCCGAGGCAAAGAUGGAGCUGAGAAGAAAAGAUCAAUCUCUGCGUCAGCUCAAUAGACAUCUUACCCAGCUGGAGCAGGACAAGCGUCGACUGGAGGAGAACAUCCACGAUGCUGAGAGUGCCCUCCGCAUGGCAGCCAAAGACAAAGAUUGUGUUGCCAGUCAUAUGAGAACAGUAGAAAAUAUGCUUCAUAAGGUCAGAGAUCAGAUCUCGCUGUCACGGACUGCGGCAAGUAGGAAUGACUUCACCCUGCAGCUACCCAAACUGCACCUGGAGACCUUUGCAAUGGAGGGGCUCAAGGGCGGGCCAGAGGUUGUAGCGUGCCAGGCUAUGAUUAAAAGCUUCAUGGAUGUCUACCAGCUUGCAAGCACCAGAAUUGCAACCUUAGAGAAGGAAAUGACAUCUCAUCGAAGUCACAUUGCAACCUUGAAAUCAGAACUUCACACAGCUUGUUUACGUGAAAAUGAAAGUUUACAAUCAGCAGGAUCACGAGACCAUUCAAAUAUCUCAAUUCCUUCAAGAGCUGCUCUUCCUGCUGACACCAUUGGUGUUGCGGAGUUUUUGCCAUUGAAAGCUGAACUUGAUACAACUUACACUUUCUUAAAGGAGACAUUUAUAAAUUCUGCGCCCCUGACAUCAUCUCACUCCUCUCCAGUAACUACGUCUGCUAACACCAAAAGACCAGCUCAGAUUGGAUUAUGACAUUAUGAAAUUUUAAAAAAAAUGUAGGAAGAGUUAACAGUACAAUUAAAAUUGUUUUGAAGGGGGAUUUUCUUAUCAGUUGACUUUUGUUUCAACACAAGUGACAGUGGGUUUUUAAAAAUUGUGUGGUAUCGUGAUGUGUGCAGGUAUCUGUGUCUCCCUCAAUAAUGAAAUAACCAACUCCCCCUGCCCCCCAAGUUUUAUUUAUUAUCACAGUUGCUCAUUUUUAUGUAACAUAUUUUUAAAUGUUAAGGAAUGACACAUUUUGGGUAAUUUCCUUCAGACUUAAAAAAAUCAAUAAGCCAUUUUAGUCUCUAUCUAUCAAAGUUGUUUCAUACUUGUCUAUUUUAAAGCAGGACUGCAAUACUUUAAUAGGAUUGAGAGAGCUAUUUGAAAUGUAUGCCAAUGAUUCCUGUCAUUUCAUGGCAGCCCUGCCAUGGUUCACUGAGCCCCCUCUUCUCUCUUGUCAGCUCAACUGAAGACAAGCAUUUAGUUGCAAACUUUAAGCAGGUUGUGCAAAACAGAAAUGAUGUGACUGCUUUUCCUCCUGCACAAUAAUGUCACUCCUGGUCAAUGUGAGAAGGUCAGGUUGCUCCUUGUAAAGCUACAUGAUACCACUUGCCCAUUUGAACAAGUUCAGUUAACUGCUGAAUCGGGUCCCUGCAGGCGCUGAAAACGCAUCCUUUUAUCAGGCCUGCGUCAGAUAAGAAAGCGGGGCAAUUGUGCUGGGAAGGUUUCUGUGGUUUGU
This is a messenger RNA of Myotis lucifugus (little brown bat), 4805 nucleotides long. RefSeq names its product coiled-coil domain containing 171 (gene CCDC171). The record is from RefSeq and is a predicted model, not a curated record. Lineage: Eukaryota; Metazoa; Chordata; Mammalia; Chiroptera; Vespertilionidae.